Molecule: messenger RNA, 2166 nt
Organism: Penicillium concentricum
Lineage: Eukaryota; Fungi; Ascomycota; Eurotiomycetes; Eurotiales; Aspergillaceae
Product: SLC26/SulP family anion transporter
Exons: 4
Coding region: 1-2166 (721 amino acids)
Biological process (GO): transmembrane transport
Cellular component (GO): membrane
Molecular function (GO): secondary active sulfate transmembrane transporter activity
Source: RefSeq, a predicted model, not a curated record
AUGAACCCACUGUGGGCGACUGGUUUCGAGGCCACACACCCACCGCUCCUCAAGUUCGUGGCUAUAUAUGGGGUCUCUUCCCUUUUCUUCAUUGAAUUGGGCAUUACUGUUGGUGCCGUGGUCAUUCCACAGGGCAUGGCAUAUGCUGAGCUAGCCAAGCUACCCCCAGAGUACGGUCUGUACUCUUCGUUCAUGGGGGUCUUGAUCUAUUGGUUCUUUGCAACCUCUAAAGACAUCACUAUUGGUCCUGUGGCGGUCAUGUCUACACUCAUGGGCUCAAUCAUCAGGGUUCAAGCUGUUCGCCCCGAAAUACCUCCACCGGUCCUUGCUUCCGCUCUGGCAAUCAUUUGCGGUGCGAUCAUAUUGUUCCUCGGGUUGCUUCGUCUUGGCUUCAUCGUCGACUUUAUCCCUCUUCCUGCAAUCUCUGCUUUCAUGUCUGGGUCUGCGAUCAAUGUCUGUGCUGGCCAAUUGAAGACAGACCUCGGAGAGAAAGCGCAUUUCUCUACGCGUGGGGCAACCUACAAGAUCAUCAUUGAUACGCUGAAACAUCUUCCAUCUGCUCAGAUGGAGGCUGCUAUGGGCCUGACAGCUCUGGCAAUGCUAUAUGGCAUACGGUCUGCUUUUCAUCGACGCCAUCACCCUGCCUUCAAACUACUCGGUUAUGUUCCCCGGGGGUUCAAGGCUGCAGGAGUUCCUAAAAUAGAUGUUCCAAUUAUCAAGGCGUUUGUUGGCGAGCUCCCUGCUGCUGUGAUUGUCUUAUUGAUUGAGCACAUUGCUAUCUCGAAAUCAUUCGGUCGUGUCAACAAUUAUACGAUCGACCCGUCGCAGGAAUUUAUUGCGAUUGGCAUAGCAAACCUAUUAGGUCCGUUCUUGGGUGGAUACCCAGCUACAGGCUCAUUCUCGCGAACUGCUAUCAAAGCAAAGUGCGGCGUACGCACUCCCCUCGCAGGUGUGAUCACUGCUGUUGUCGUCCUUCUUGCCAUUUAUGCGCUGCCAGCGUUGUUUUUCUUCAUUCCCAAAUCGUCCUUGUCAGCCGUGAUCAUCCACGCAGUGGGUGAUCUCGUUACACCGCCUCAUAUCACGUAUCAGUUCUGGCGUGUAUCUCCAAUUGACGCACUCAUCUUCUUCAUGGGCGUUAUCGUAAUCAUAUUCUCAACUAUCGAGACCGGAAUUUACUGUACAAUCGGCGUGUCAUUGGCAGUACUCCUCUUCCGACUCGCCAAAGCCCGAGGCCAAUUCCUUGGCUACGUCCAGGUCCAUUCAGUCGUGGGUGACCAUAUCCUCAAAGGGGACCCAAGCACAGAAUUCGAAGAUGACACCGACAUGUCCCGAAGAGUCUACCUCCCAACCGAACACGAAGGUGGCACAAACCCCCGAAUCAAGAUCCAUCAACCAGCCCCAGGAAUCUUCAUCUACAGAGUCUCCGAAGGCUUCAACUACCCCAAUGCAAACCACUACACAGACCUUCUAGUCAGCCACAUAUUCAAAGAAACCCGGCGCACAAACCCGCAAGCAUGGGAGACACCAGGCGACAGACCCUGGAACGACCCGGGUCCAACCCGUGCCGAACGCAAAAUUCUCCUAGCGGAGGAAGCACCCACCUCCCCACUCCCAACUCUCCGUGCCAUAAUCCUCAACCUUGCAGCCGUCAACAAUGUAGACGUCACAUCCGUGCAGAACCUCAUUGAUGUCCGCAACCAGCUAGACCGCUGGGCAUCCCCAGACAGCGUGCAGUGGCACUUCGCGCAUAUCCAGAAUAGAUGGACGAAGCGUGCUCUCGCAGCCGUUGGUUUCGGCUUCCCCGCCGUCUCGGAUGAAUCAGGUUCUCGAUUGCAGAGGUCGAUCUUUCACGUUGCGGAGAUCCUGGAUGGCAGUCUACCCGGUUCGGAAGCUCAGUCUCAGGUCGGAUCGAAGGAGGACUGGUCGAAGGAUGUGGAGGCUGGCCUCAAGGUGCAAGAGAGCGGUGCUUCCUCGUCGGUUAUGGGUGUCUCUGAAGAUGAUAUUCAGGUUGUGCGAACUGGUGAAAGGGAUGCGAAGGUUAAUACUCAUCGUCGACGCGGUCGAUCUGGUGUCGGUACUGGUAUGGCUGUCGUCGAUGGAAUUAAUCAGCCUUUCUUCCAUGUGGACCUGACUAGUGCUCUGAAAAGUGCUGUGGCUGAUGUUUAG